AUGGACAAGCAACUUGACGCAGUUUGUACAGUUAUACAUCCCGACGGUCUUGAGGUCGAAGUCUCGUCAGGCAGCAUGACACGCCUGGCGGGCGUAUCGAAAGCCUUGGCCGGCACGGAAGGCAUACACCUUGCAAUCGCGACCAUCCCACCGGCGUGUGCCUCCAGCCCGCAUUACCAUGUCAAUUGCGAGUCCGCAAUCUACGUUGUGAGCGGCAAAGGGCGCUUCCUCACGGGCAAGCGCCUCGAAAAGACGCUGAACAUAGCGCAGGGCGACUUCAUAUACGUUCCGCCUGACUCCGUGCAUCAGCCUGUCAACGAUAGCCUGUCGGAGCCGAUGGAACUCAUUGUCGCGCGCAACGCUCCCGUUGAGAUUGUUGUCGAAUUCGACCCUGCCACAGGCAAAGUCGUCGAGUAG
This is a messenger RNA of Geodia barretti, 417 nucleotides long. The record is from the annotation of a GenBank genome assembly. NCBI's taxonomy places the organism in Eukaryota, Metazoa, Porifera, Demospongiae, Tetractinellida, Geodiidae.